Salmo salar (Atlantic salmon) is the source of this 4758-nucleotide messenger RNA. RefSeq names its product CLOCK-interacting pacemaker-like. The record is from RefSeq and is a predicted model, not a curated record. Gene Ontology annotation, cellular component: nucleus. Lineage: Eukaryota; Metazoa; Chordata; Actinopteri; Salmoniformes; Salmonidae. Gene Ontology annotation, biological process: negative regulation of circadian rhythm; negative regulation of DNA-templated transcription.
GAAAUAUAUGUGUCAUUGUUCUGUGGUACAACUCCCAUAGUUUAACGUUGAACACAAUGUCGUCAAAUGGCAUACGGGUGAAAUAUAGUAGUGGGUGGGCUAGACAGCACAAAAAAAUACUUAGAAUACGACGAUACGCCCACAUACUUCUAAAUAUGGAUUGGUGAGGUACAAAGACUCUAGACUAGACUAUCGUGUCCCAUCCGGUUUCACUGCCGGGAGAACAUUGUUGAUCAUUUGGAACAUUAGCUACUCACUCACUCCCUGUGGUGUUGCUGCACCGUCUCGAUCAAGAAAAAUCACAUCGGAUUCUCCUGGAAUUCCUCGCUGCAUGUGCGCUAGCUGGCAGGAGUGUACCAGAAGUCUAGUCCCGCGUACAUGUGUGCUUUACCUUGCCGACUAACGUUACACACUCACACCAGACCGACAGACUGUGGCGGAGACUGCGAGCGGACGACAGACCACAAGUUAGGGUUGGGCAAGGACACGAAGUUGGCUACAUUUGUAUUGUUUCAAUGAUGUCUAUGCAUUGUUCUGUAUUGUAAUCGUUGCUAGCUAAUACGUCCAAAGGAAAGAUGUGACUAGAUACGUUGCAUUCAGACAUGCUAACGUAGUUGGUAUAGCUAGCUAGUGGUCUGUAACAAUCAAGUAGCCAACGUUAGUUAGCUAACUUCAAAAGCCAGAAAUUGGAGUAGCUAGCUGUUAUGCUAAAACUGCAGCUAGCUACUGAACUAUAAUCCUAGCAGGAGGGACACAGAAACGGCUAGAUUCUAACAGAAUAGAAAGAGUAUUGCGCCCCUACAACACGGAAGGAGUUGCAAUAGAUAUGUAAUAACUAACCAUAUAAUAAUGCAGAUUUUUUUGGGGGGUGCAUCCCAGGUUUCCUAUCCAUUCUACUACACUGAUGUGGGUGUAGUAGUCUGAGUGACUGACAAGACCAUUGAAAAGAAACAGAGACGAGAUGAUUAGUACCAAGAGGAAAGCAGAAGGGCAAUCUAGGACCAUGGGCAAACUACGAACUGUGAAGUCUGGAAGCUCCAGAACAGACUCGGAGAGAGACUCUGGCUUCUCAGAUGCCAGCACCAUAGACCUGACAGAUUCUGAGGACUCAUCUCGCACUGUGUCCAAGAGAGAGGCUCAGCGCCCUGCAUCGGGGUCUCACCCCUCACAGCUAGCUGUGGUGGGGGGGUCCUACUCCAACAUGUCCCCCAUUAUCAUGAAAAAUGUCCUCCUAAAACAGCCCAGGAACAACCCUCCCUCUCAGAAGCCAUGGGGGUUCAGCCCAGCUGUGGAGAUGGUCCAGCAGCCUCAGGUGGUCUUCGUCCAGCCUGUUGUCUCCCCUGUGGUCUCCCACUGCACCACACCCAACCCUAAGGAGGCCUCCUCCAAACGCCGGCGCCCCAAGAAGUAUCUUCCCAUCCUCAGGUCCUACCCGAAGAUCGCCCCUCACCCUGGAGACAGUUCGAGUUCCUCUGGGAGAGAAAGCUCUUGUUAUUUCCCCUCUUCUUCCCCCUCGGCCUCCAGCCACGGGGAACACCAUCACAAUCACAGAAACAAACAUCAGAGGCACCAGUCUAGUAGUUCUAGCUGUGGUUCUUCUGGUUCCAGCACUCCCAGUCUCCCCUCUCAAUCUAGCUCCCUGUCCCCCUCUCCCCAGCAUAGGCUCACCCCCUCCCUCACAGACUCCAGUGCUUGCAGCAGCCCUGCAAGAUCCUCUCUCGCCGUCAGUAGAUCAGAGUUCUCCCCAGCCCCGUCCCCUGCCUUAACCGUAACCCCUUCAGACACCCUCACCUCUGAGGUCCCUGAGAAAACCAAGACCCUCUCCCUCCCACAACCCACCGUUGCCACAACCAACGACAACUGCUGCCACGAUGACGGCAACCACGACGACAAUGGCGAUGACCAUGACAUAAAGCGCAAGCGUUUCUGCAACACGUACAACAUCCUGUCCAAGUCUGGCCUGCUGGAGAUCACCCUGAGUACCAAGGACCUGAUUCGUCAGAACCGCAGGACCCAGGUAGACCUGGACCGGCUCAAGGAGCACACCAACCUCUUCCUGCAGGCCCUGCAGACCGGAGAUACCAGCAUCUGGAGCAAGCUGCAGACCAGCCUCCAGGAAGAGCAGGAAGAGAAAGGCAGUGGGCAGCAGAGCAGCUUAAAGGCUGAUACAGAUUAGAUUUGAACUAAGUAAAAGCAGGGUUUCAUCUGUUAGACUGGGUAGAGACUGAGUUGAGGUGGGGGAGGCUGAGGCAGCUAGACUGACAGUAAUAUGCCCACAAUGAUCACAUAGACAUAUACUCUGACCUACAUACUAGCAGUAGUCUCUCCUAGCAGUAUAUAUAUAUAUAUAUAUAUAUAUACUAUAGCCUGCCUGCCUUACCCCAGGCCAGGUUGGAUGGGAGGCUUCUGUACAAUAUGAAAUCACUCUAUUCCCCAUAAACUGCACUACUGUGACUCUAGUGCACUACUUUGAUUCUAGUGAAAGUCUACACACCCCUUGCACAGUCUUCACAGUUUGCUGCCUUAAAAUUAAAUCAAUUUUCUUUCCCUACCGAUCUACUCCACAUUUUCAUAUUGAAAGUAGAGAAAGUAGACUGGGAGACCCAUGGGGCGGCGCACAAUUGGCUCAGCAUCGUCCAGAUUAUGGGACGGUUUGGCUGGCAGGGGUAUCCUUGUCCGAUGGGGCACUAGCGACGCCGGACGCAGACACGGUAGCCGGGUGUACGGUGUUUCCUCCAACACAUUGGUGUGGCUGGCUUCCGGGUUAAGUGGGCAUUGUGUCAAGAAGCAGUGGUUGGGUUGUGUUUCGGAGGAUGCACGGCUCUCAACCUUCGCCUCUCCCGACUCAGUACGGGAGUUGCAGCGAUGAGACAAGACUGUAACUACCAAUUGAAUACCACGAAAUUGGGGAGAAAAAGAGAUUAAAAUUAAGAAGAAGAAAAAAAGAAAACCAUUCUGGUGUUUCUUCGACAUUAACUUUUGUUUAUUGUCCCGUGGGAAAAAUAAAACUUCCAAGCGUAGGUUAUCAGAAAACUGCGGCGGGUUUCCCUUUAACUUUUUACCUGAGCUUUGCUCCUUAGUCCCUGUCCUUAGUCCCUUCCCUUUAACUUUUUACCUGAGCUUUGCUCCCUAGUCCCUGUCGGUGACAAGCAUACCCAUAACAUGAUGCUGCCAAAAAGUUUAUUUAUAUAUUUAUUUGCUGUGUUGUCUUGCAGUAUUGUUCAACGUCCUUGUUGCAAACAGAAAGGAUGAUUUGAAGUGUAUUUAUAACACAGGCUUCAUUCUUUUCAAUUUGUCAUAAAGACAAGUAAUGUGGAGUGAAUGCAAAUGUUGUUGAUCUUCUGUAUUUUCAAGUAUUGUGGUGGCAGCAUCAUGUUAUGAGUGUGCUUGUCAUGCUGGGUAUCUCUGAGAUAAGCCAUAGGGGGCUGUUUUACUGAAAGCUGUAAGUGUCCACCAACUGACACUUUAACCAGUUAUAGUUAUGACUUGAAAUGGGGCAUGCUGAGUAAAAUAGGCCUAUUUUGAGGAAAGCUUGCGUGGUAUGGUUAGUGAGAGUGCUAGAAUGGGUACCUGAACUGAACCCAACAAACAAACAAAAUUCAAAUGUAUGGUCUAAAUUUAAAAUGAAGAUCUUUAACGAUAUGUUUUACAAUAAAUAGCCAGUAGGUUUCCACUGUAAAAUGUCUAAGAAUGGAAAGCAGGCAACAUAGAAUACUUUUUUCCUUUGUGAAUUCAUGGACUUCUGGACAAGGAAAGACAGUGAUUUACCUAAAGACUCCUUCAGGACUCCAGUGAGGAUUCUGUUCAUCAAAUAAUUUUUUUAAACAACAAAGACUGAUGUAAGAAAAUGUUCAAGGCCUUAUCAAAAAGCUGAACUUUAUUUAAAACCUUGUAUUGUAUUUGCAUGGGAAGUUACUCCCAAGUAAGACUAAGUUGGCACAAUUUAUCAUGAGGUUGAAGUUAUUUUUAAACCUGCGAUUGUGUUUUUGUAAUAGACCAAGCAUCAUAUCUUCCUGUCCUAUGUUACUUUCAUGGCCUUAUUUAGACAAUUGAUUAUGUGGUGUUCAAUUACUUUAUGUAUUUUUUCAAAUAAGGAGUUCUCCAUUAGAAGACAGACUGUCAGAUGUCCAGUAGCCCUUAGUGACAUAUCUUGUUAUUUAGUCCUGCAAAGCAUUGGAGUGCCUCGAAGUUGUUACAAAUGCAAAGAAGGUGAUAUAAUUUGUGUUUUACAGCCUAAAAUGCAAAUAACAGUAGAUGUUAUCUUCAGUGUAAGUAGUAAUAGGCCUCAGGGAAGCCAUUUUAAAACUUGAGCUUCCUGAAUUUCUCAUCUAUAAGAACUGCAUAACACCUGUAUGUGCUUGUUACCACAGUUCAAAUAGGUAAAAACUGUAAAAGUUUGUCUUAUAUUUAAAUGUUGGCAGCUGUUUUUCUAUCGUUGUUAUCCUGCCUCCUCAUCGCAAGGAUAUGAAUGAAAUGUAAUUAUAUUUAUAUUUAUAUUAUAAGCUCAAUGUUUCAAUAGCACAGCAGUAGUAGCUUGUGGUUGAUAACAAAAUUAGAAAAUUGUAUUUAUUUAUUUCACCUUUAUUUAACCAGGUAGGCAAGUUGAGAACAAGUUCUCAUUUACAAUUGCGACCUGGCCAAGAUAAAGCAAAGCAGUUCGACAACAUACAAAAACACAGAGUUACACAUGGAGUAAAACAACAUACAAUCAAUGAUGCAGUAGAAAAAUAAAUAAAAAAAAUAAAAAAAAUAAGACUA